Homarus americanus (American lobster) is the source of this 5777-nucleotide messenger RNA. RefSeq lists its product as uncharacterized. The record is from RefSeq and is a predicted model, not a curated record. The coding region runs from base 632 to 2890 and encodes 752 amino acids. Gene Ontology annotation, molecular function: diacylglycerol O-acyltransferase activity; long-chain-alcohol O-fatty-acyltransferase activity. Gene Ontology annotation, cellular component: plasma membrane. NCBI's taxonomy places the organism in Eukaryota, Metazoa, Arthropoda, Malacostraca, Decapoda, Nephropidae. Gene Ontology annotation, biological process: triglyceride biosynthetic process. The transcript is spliced from 7 exons.
GAGGCGACGCGGAGAGACAGACCGUGAGGGUUGACUGGGACUAGUGUGCGCCUCACCUCUCAUCACCAGUUCCCGCCAGUCCGCCACACACACUCCACCACCACACUCACGUAGGGUCAUCACAGGUCACCACAACUAUCAGAGGGCGACAAAUAAGAAGACGAACUGGAAAACUUGUGAAUACUUUUGAAAAUUUACGAGGAUCUGUGUUUUGGUUUCUAGGCUGUGUUUAGGCCUGUGAUAUUGCCUAGUCCCUUACACACACGUCGAGUUAUUGAUCACUCGCCAUCCUUCUCAUCUGCCUUUAAGAAAAUGAAUGACAAAACAGCGAAUAUUUCUUGACGACAAAAUCCAAACGUAAACAUAACAUCUGAAUGACAAUAAAAUUAACAGACCCAAAACAACUUUAUGAAAAAUUAAUAAUGGGGGUUAUAAGACAAUUUUAAGUGUUUUUGACGUUGUCCUAACCUAACCAAACGCUAUUAAGUGGUGACCUAGAACAUUAUGGUGGUGUUAAGUGUGGGAAGUUUUGGGGCGCGUUGACUCUGGGGCCCAACCAGCUGUUCAACAACCAACACUACACAUACACACACACCACACACUCCGCAACGGUACUUCUGGCGGCCUCACAAUGCAACAAGUCGUGAAAUACCGCCGGGCGUCUACAUACCGCCGUGAUGGACGCUGGUGGGAGUGGGCGCUACGGGCGUGGGGACAAGCCAUCCACCUCGUCCGUAUCCUGGAGGCCAGACUCUCUCUCCUCAAAUUCACCACCACCGUCGCCUCCUUCAUGGCCUUCCUCUGUGUACUGCCACUCCUCUUCUUCCUUUACACGGGGAUCAAGUGUUGGCGUGCGGUGGUGAAGGCAUGGGCGGUACGGGCCAUGGAGGGCGUGGAGGAGAUGACGGGUGUUACGGUAAGGGCGGCCAUGGAGACCUCAAGCAGCCCGGGCAUGGAGACUCUCCUCUUCUGUCUCUCCGGCACCCCACACGUCUCCCACAUCAAGGAAAAAAUCAUGGAGGACGUGGUGGGGCGGAUGGACGCCAGCGGGCAGUUCCUUCAUCCUAACUUCCGUCGUCUGCUGAUGCACGUGGGCGGCUACUACGUGUGGAUGAGACACGACAACUUCGAUAUAGACCAACACAUCAUCAUGGCGCCACUACACUACCGCGGCCGCCUCGUCACUUCCAGGAACAUACAGGAGUACGUGAGCGAGGUGGUGAGUCAGCCACUACCAGAGGACCUGCCACCGUGGCGCAUUACAGUCAUAGCCACUUGUGACGGAGGCAGCGGUGAGGACGGGGAGACGUGGGUGGUGGCGCGCGCUCACCACCUUCUGGCCUCCAAUUUGUCACUUCCUGACCUGCUGGUGACGGCUUACCCUGACCCCUGGCGCAACCCAGCAACCCGGGGCCUCACACUACUGGCUGCCCCUGCCGCCACCCGACGUUUUAUCAACACCACCAUCACCCUGGCCACCACCACAGCAGGCAAGGCUAGCAAGGCCUGUAAGAGGUGGUGUAAUGAGAGAUACGCCAGAUUUGUAACGCCCAUUGUCGGUCUGCUGGAGGAGUCCAUACAGGCAGCUCAUAAGGUGGCGCCUGAAGAACUUCCUGCUCCGGUGGCGCGAGUCACGGCGGCCAUCCUUACCAUGUUCUUCUCUCUGGGGGGAAAACUUAACGAUCAUCUUAGUUCACUGUGGGCGGUCUCAAGGAAGUACUUGAACCUACGAUCAGUGUUUCACGCCUGGGUCCUCUGUGUGGUCUGGUCAGUGGGGCUGUGGUGGCUGUGUGUCGUGUGGUGGCUGAAGUUACCCUGGACCAUAUGUGUGUGGGGCUGUAGGGCGUGUCUCUGGGUGAAGGAGAUUCGUGCCAGUGAGGAGUACGCCAUAGUGGUAGACGCCGUGGUGGAGGUGUACUGGAUGAUUCGAGCCUUCGUGUCACUGCCCAGACUCGUGCUGGAGGAGGCGUUUAGCAUCCGGGGAGUAACACCUCUCAUGGGUUGGGUUGGACGCCGCCAAAGAACACUGUCAUCGCGGGGUCUGGGUCGCACGGGAGGCAUGGCAGUAGCGUGGAGUGACUCAGUACCUCUAAGCACAGCCCGCGGUGUGCGCGGUGCGACUGGUGCCUCGCUUACCGAAGUUCUGCUGACUGCCUCAGCAGGUGCUGUCCGGGACUACCUCCGCGUGACGGGGCUGCCUGUGCCCGAUGAGGUGUGCUGCACCCUGCCCGUGUACUCUCAGAGGUGGGCGGACAGUCGUGGCACCUCCCGCACGCCCGGUCUGGUCACAAUGGCGCUGCCUACAGGAGCCGCCGAGGCCUCCACGGCUUUACACAUAGUACGGGAGUCGAUGGAGAAGGUUCACGCCUACCCCGAGCGUUACCUGGCGUCAGUGUGGCUCAUGAGGAACGUGGCGUACUUCUUACCAGAGUCGCUGUUAGGUUCGGUGUUCCGUGCACUGUCAGCCCGCUACCCAGUCCUUAUGUCCAACCUGGCGGGGCCCUCAGAGCCCAUCAACCUCUGGGGCCACGACCUCCUCAACAUCUUCUACUGGAGGCCUCCACAAGAUGGCGCAGUAUUGUCGGUAUGCGUGGCGUCGUACCAGGGUCAGGCUCACCUAGGCGUGGUGGCUGAUGGCCGGGUAGUGCCCAACGCGGCCACCAUGCCUCAAGCUUUCGUUACCCACCUCAACGAACUGGCUGUCAACACCGGCGUCAGGCUGGAACGCCAGUCAUCACGCAACUGGUGCAGAGGACAUUCCCCUGCGACCACGCCCUCACCCUCACCCACGCCCCCGUCCACGCCCACCACCUACAGGAGUUCCUAUCCCCAGUGGAACAGAUACAAGUCACCAGGUCAGGUGCCGAGGCGGCAAUCUGCCUUGUUCUAAGACGUGUUCAGAACCUUGUCUGGACAGUUCUGUGUGACUAAGUGAUGUUCAAAACCUGAGUCAGACAGUUCUCAGUGUUAAAGUGGUCAGAACUUGGUCUGGACAGUUCUGAGUGAUUAAGUGGUAAUCAGAACCUGGGUUAUGACAGUUCUGAGUGUUCAAGUGAUGUUCUGCAUGUAUUAGUACGUUCAGAACCUCGGGCGUACAGUUCUGAGUGAUUAAGUCGUGUUGAGAGCCUGAGCUGGACAGUUCUAACUGUUCCAGUGAUAUUUAGAACCUCGGGUGUACAGUUCUUAGCGUUCUACAAGAGCGUUCGAGUGUUCACACCAAACAAAUGUUAACUCUUACAGGUGUAUUUAUCGUAGACGUUCAAAUACGAUAGUAAACUAGUAAUACCUAACAAAAUAUAUACUGUAGUCCUCACCUUUCAUAAAACCAGUGUCGGGUUUAAUGGCUACCUUUCCUAACAGGCCGCAACCUAACCCAUUAACCCCUUUGAACACGAAGACUUAAACCACGACAAAGGGUUAAGCCAUCGUAUUCAAGGGUUUAAGAUUUCGUCCCAUUAGGGUUUGUUUUCACUUAGAUUGGCACCCAAUUAAGGCUGCUGCCCCCCCCCCAUCCCGAGGGUUAGGUUAGGUGGGGGGGGGGGGCAUUCAGUCGUGCUUAAAAGACAGAGAUGCACUGGCUCUCAUGCGCUUUUUAACAAAUAUACAGUACUGUAUAUUCACUUUUUAUAAUUAUAUUUUUCCAUCAUACUCGUCUAUGUUGAUGUUAUAAAUAUAUCUCUUCAACAGCUAAGGUCUUCAAAUAUGUACACUAAAUAAUUUCAUAUAGCAGACGAGCUGAAUAAAAUCGUGUGACAUUAAUCAAAUAGCAUUAAGUUGGCGUCCCCGUAGUGAAGGGGAUAGUUGGUGGUAAUACUUUAUCAAACGGGUAUCUUUCUAGGUUAGUAAAUAAACGCCAUCAACAGUUAGAAAUUAAGACAUGCCAAUAUUUUGUCUUUCGAAAUUGAACUUUAUAGGAAUAUGUAGUGACCGCAGCAACAUAUUACUGGUUCAUGGAACAAUAUUUUUCCCACAUAUCCUCAACAAUCAAUAAAUUAUUUUUUAAACAAUAAAGCCGAACAAAUAUCAAUUACAAACGUGUAUUAAAAUAAUACACCAGUGACCCGAAGAAAGUUACCGUAAAAGCCUAUCCAAUUUCCGUAGCUCAAACUGGGUCCAGGACUCACGCUUAAUGCGGUUAAAGCGUUUGUAUUCUUCUACCUUGCGAAAAAAACACGACUGAUUGUAUGAAAUAGCAUCGUGAUAUUCUAAUGUAUUAUGUAUAGUAAGAAUGUGUGUUUUUAACUGCAGAAUAAAGACGAACAAAUAAAAACUGUCAACAAACAUUCCGCACAAACAUAAUGGUGUAUCAUAAUAUUAAGAAUCGUUAAUUUUUAAACAAUAACUUAAUGUGUUUACGCAAUACCUCUUGAGAGUGUGUGGCCAAAGUAUACGUGUUGACAGUCCUCACUUUUGCAGUCACUUCAAGUUCUUUCUACUACAGCUCGUCUUCUGAAUGGCGUCUGUGGCCUUAAGCUGUCAAUAUGUAAAACCUCAGAGAUCAGGGCGAGGUUAAUAGAAUUUUGCUUUACCCUCUUUGAUGUCUCGCCUAUCCUGCUAUCCCGAUUUUAGCUUCGUCUCUCACCCUGCCACCUUUACAAUAGUCUGCCUCUCACCCUGCCACUCCUACAAUAGUCUGCCUCUCACCCUGCCACCCCUACAAGUCUGCCUCUCACCCUGCCACCCCUACAACAGUCUGCCUCUCACCCUGCCACCCCUACAACAGUCUGCCUCUCACCCUGCCACCCCUACAAUAGUUUGCCUCACCCUGCCACCCCUACAAUAGUCUGCCUCUCACCCUGCACCCCUACAACAGUCUGCUUCUCACCCUGCCACCCCUACAACAGUCUGCCUCUCACCCUGCCACCCCUACAAUAGUCUGCCUCUCACCCUGCCACUCCUACAACAGUCUGCCUCUCACCCUGCCACCCCUACAACAGUCUGCCUCUCACCCUGCCACCCAUACAACAGUCUGCCUACCACCCCCCUUGUCAUAAACCCUGCCACAGCUCCUUCCACACUACAAAUCUCACUUUCACGAACAAACUGAUCAUGUAAUUUCUAUCUCCAACGUAAACAAAACAUAUUAUAGUCACCCCUUAUAAUUUUCUUUCUUUUCACUCCCAGCUCUUGUCUAACUCUCUUAUACCUGUAUUUGUUAUAUCAUGUUCCCAUAUCUCACCGUAAACAUAUGCCUAAACUAAGAAGAUUUACUCAGUGUUAAUUAAAUAAAAGUUCAGCCAUUUGUGUUUGAGUCCGAAAGCCUCAUACUAAUUUGGAUAUCCAUUUUGACUUGGUGUGGCUUAUGUUAAUGUACAGUACCUCAUAGCUUAAUGGUUCACAGUUGGGAUGAUGUCUAUUUUAGAGUCGGUAUAUGUGUGUGAUCAGGGUAGGUAAACAAAGUGUCUUGACCGUGGGACCAAAACUUAUUAAUGUCAUGUUAAUUAAAGCUUUAAAUCAACUCCUGGUAUGAUGAAGUAGUCGGGCUAGGAAACUGUACCGUAUUUCUCCCCAUUUGAGGUGUAUUGUCUAAUGGGUCACUUGAUGGUUCACAGCUGGUAUGGCAUUGCGAUUUUUUUUGUCCCAUACACACACUAUUUAUUAAGCGUGGAAAAUGGCCAUAAAAUGAUUCACAAUAGCUCCCAACAGUAGUCUCUUCCCAACUCUGAAUUUGUGUAAUAUUGCUAGUAAAUGAUGCCCUGUACUUAAAAAAGCUCGUAUUUCCAGCAAUAAAAUAUUCGUCAUAUUAUUUUGUAAAAUUUAAUAAAACAUAUAUUGUA